AUGGCGUGUGUCCACGAUGACGAUGCCUUCAAGUACCAGGCGUACACCUUCACCUACCUGCUGGUGUUUCCUGUGGCGUUCCUCUGCAACGUCGGGGCGCUGGCCGUGUUCUUCCUGCAGAGCGGAAGCAGAAGCUCCGCCUCCUGCGUGGUCAUGAUGAACCUCGCCCUAUCAGACGGCAGCUUCUCCCUCACCCUCCCUCUGAGAUUGGCUUAUUAUCGGGGGCGGGAGUGGAUCUUCUCUGAUUGGCUGUGCAGACUGUGUGUGUUCGGCUUCUACCUGAACCUGUACACCAGCAUCCUCUUCCUCACUCUACUGAGCAUGCUCCGCUGGUUGGCUGUGGCCCGCCCCCUCCGUCACCGGACUCUGGCCACGCCCACUCGAACCUUAUUGGUCUGUCUAGGAGUGUGGCUGCUGGUGGGCGUGUCCUCUGCCCCAUUCCUGUCCAAUGGGGUGACACCACAGGGGGUGCCGCGCUGCUUUGAGCCGUCCACUCCGUCUUCCUGGUCCCGCAUCCUCAUCCUGAACUACGUGGGAUUGGUCCUUGGCUUCCUCCUCCCCUUCCUCACCAUCAUCAGCUGCUACAGCGACCUGGUUCGUCGGCUGAUGUUUGGCUCCGCCCCCCGUGGCACCGGCGUCAGCAGACGCAGGCGGCUGCGCUCGGUGCACCUGGUCGCCAUGGUGACGGCCACCUUCCUGGUCUGCUUCCUGCCCUACCACGCGGUGCGCUCGCUGCACCUGCACGCCGUCUGCGGUGGCUGGAGCUGCGGCGUGACGCUGCGGCUGCAGAGGGCCACGGUGGUCACGCUCUGCCUGGCUGCCUCCAACAGCGUGGCCAACCCCCUGUUCUACUACUACGCUACCAGGACCUUCAGGGACAGCAUGAGAGACGCCUCGCUGCUUGCCACCAGGGGCAGCUCCUUCAGGACCGGACUGAACCGGCUCAGACGGAGGAACACCGCCUGACAAUGUUUGACUAACACUGAAACCUAAAAUCUAAUUUAUCCUCUGGGAAGGAACCAGGUGUCAAUGAAGAUACAGAAGAUGGAAAACAGCUUUACUGUUUAUUAGCUUCAGUGCUCCGUAAUAGACAAAGACACACAAAACGACCACAAAGAGACACAAAACCACAAUAAAGAGACACAAAACAACCACAAACACACACACAACAACCAGAAAGACACAAAACAGCUGCAAAAAAAACACACGAAACAAUCACAAAGAGACAAAAAAAUGACCAAAGACACAAAACAACCUCAAACUCACACAAAACAAUUACAAGGAUACAGAAUUUUGGAGAUAUUGUGCAUUUUUUGAUGUUAUUUGUCUCUGUUUUGUGUCUCUUUGUGGUUGUUUUGUGUCUCUUUGUGGUUGUUUUGUGUCUGUUUGCGGACAUUUUGUGUCUCUUUGUGGUUGUUUUGUGUCUCUGUGGUUGUCUUGUGUCAGUUUGUGCUUGUUUUGUGUCUCUUUGUGAACGAUUUGUGCCUCUUUGUGGUUGUUUUGUGUGUCUUUGUGGACUACUUGUGUCUCUUUGUGGACUACUUGUGUCUCUGUGGUUGUUUUGUGUCUCUGUGGUUGUUUUGCGUCCCUUUGUGGUGUUUUUGUUUGGGUUUGUGGUUAUUUUUGUGUGUUUUUGUGUUUCUUUGUGUGUUUCCUCUGUUAAACUGCUGUUUGGUCUUCAUACAAGUUCAGGUCUAUAAUCUCUUUACGUUCUGAAGCAGAGAGGAUUCCUUGUAUUUCAGUCCCGGCUGGUGAGCAGCGGUGUCACAGAGUAACGCUGCCCUCUGCAGGAUCACUGUGGUUAUUCACUGUCAACAAUACAACAUGGAAUUGUGUUUAUUUAACUACUGACUUAUUAUUUCACAGAUUUACCAUUUUUUGUUAAACUAAAGAUAAUAACCAGUGACAUCACAGAAAAAAAAUGCAAAUUUACAUGUUGACCAAAACUGUAAAUAGUCAUGACUUGAUGUUCUGUAUUUAAAUCCACAUAAAAAUCAUUAUUUUACACUCAACUGCUGUUAUGUAUAUGAAGUAUGAAAAUGGUAAAUCAUUGUUUUUCUUGUUUUUAAAUCACGGGUAAUAUCAAAUUAAGGCUGUUUAUGGAUUUACUUCAUUCAAAUGAU
This is a messenger RNA of Acanthochromis polyacanthus (spiny chromis), 2123 nucleotides long. RefSeq names its product cysteinyl leukotriene receptor 2-like. Gene Ontology annotation, cellular component: plasma membrane. The record is from RefSeq and is a predicted model, not a curated record. Gene Ontology annotation, biological process: G protein-coupled receptor signaling pathway. Gene Ontology annotation, molecular function: G protein-coupled receptor activity. Lineage: Eukaryota; Metazoa; Chordata; Actinopteri; Pomacentridae.